Messenger RNA from Nelumbo nucifera (sacred lotus), 1580 nucleotides. Its product is annotated as protein LEAD-SENSITIVE 1-like. Lineage: Eukaryota; Viridiplantae; Streptophyta; Magnoliopsida; Proteales; Nelumbonaceae. The record is from RefSeq and is a predicted model, not a curated record.
AACAUGUUCCGAUGAUAUACCACUCUCAAUGAUCUCAUCGUCGGCAGAUGUUUUAAAUACACGRCGGGUAUGUGCUGUAGGGCGGAGAUGUGAUCUCCAGCCCAAAUCCUUUACUGUCCUACGUUAUGCUGACAUGGCGUUUCUUGAUUGGCAGCAGCCGAACUGCCCAUUUAGUGGGCCACUGUAUAAGAAUGGGUAACAUGACAUCUCCAUUCCAAAUUCCAACCACCUCCGGCUCCGGGUUGUAAUGUAGACGAUUCCAACUAAUCUCUAUUUGGCUUUGGGCGUGUAAGCGCGUUAGCGAGUUCGAAUUAUCGGGUGAUGAUGCGUGUAUCGGAAUCGGAAUCUAUACGCAUCAAAAAACUUUAGUCAAGUUGCUUUUCGUUGCUACCUUGCUGGGCCCUGAUUUCGCCGGACGAGCCCGACUAGCGAACCAGAGAAGGAGGAGAGAGAGAGAGAGAGAGAGGGAGGGAGAAGAAGAAGAAGACAUGGGAUUGCUCUCUAACAGGAUUAACAAAGAGAGCCUGAAACCAGGGGAUCACAUCUAUUCAUGGAGGACCGCUUAUGUCUACGCCCAUCACGGCAUCUACAUUGGGGAUGAUAAGGUCAUACAUUUCACCCGAGGACGAGGUCAAGAAGUGGGAACUGGGACAGUGUUGGAUCUCCUCCUAGUAAGCUCUGGACCAUCCCAAUCUCAAGUCCCCUGCACCACCUGUAACCAACAAGAACAUGGAGUUGUAUCCUCUUGCCUUAGUUGUUUCCUUGCUGGUGGAGUCCUAUACCRGUUCGAGUAUGAUGUCCAUCCUGCUCAUUUUCUCGCAAAAGCUCGGGGCGGAACAUGCACCCUUGCAGGAUCAGACCCAAGUGACGUUGUGAUCCAUCGUGCAACUUACUUGCUUAAUAAUGGCUUUGGAUGCUACAACGUUUUCAAGAACAAUUGUGAGGACUUCACCAUCUACUGCAAGACCGGUCUGCUUGCUGUUGAUCAAGGAACAAUUGGCCAGAGUGGCCAGGCUGUAUCUAUCAUCGGUGGCCCUCUUGCAGCUGUCCUAUCAACACCCUUGCGCCUCAUUACUACAAAUGUAUAUGGGAUGACGGCAACUGCAGUUGUUGUCUAUUGUGCCAGCCGAUAUGCUGCUGACAUUGGCAUGAGGAGGGAUGUGGUGAAGAUAGCCGUGGAGGAUCUGACAACUAGGUUGCUCACAGGUAGGGUUCAGGUGAUUGAGGCAGGUGGUGCAAUUUCAGAACUCCCGGUUCAACAAUGACUCAGGUUUUAGUUAAAAGAAUGGUGCUUCACUAUAUAUAUAUAUAUAUAUAUAUAUAAACAGAAUGUUGUUUCACUUGGUUAACAAUUUGUUCUGAUACUAUCCCCCGCAUGAAUGCAUCCAUGCAUUAUAUUGAUGGAUCUGUUAUGGAGGACUGCACCUUGUCUUUUGGCUGUGUUUUGUGUUCUAUAUUACGGGUGGCAUUGUCUCAUGUAUUUCUAUACCCUAGUGUUUCUCUGUAGACUUGGUUUCGAGCCCUAUAUUGUGAAGUGAUCUCUAUGCAAAGUUUAGCAUUUGUUGGGCAAUGCUUUAUCA